GGUGGUGUGGCAUAUUGUGGUUGUGGUUUUGGAAAUCAAAAUUUCCCCCACAUCACAUCACUGUUACCAGUCACCAGUUAGCCUUUCAGAUAGAGUGCUUGGUGGUACAACCUGUACUGUAUGUAACGUGACCACCCAUCUACCACAGACCACAUGACUAUUCCGUCAGUCAGUCGUCAGUGUGUGCAGUACAGUAUAGAGUAACAACCUCUUUCUAAUCCUAGGCUAGGCCUAGGUAAGAUAAAUUGAGUUUUUUUGUUAUUUGAAACAGCAAUUUGAUACGUUUCAAGGUUAAAAAAAAGUGUUGGAAUGUCGAAGAAAACGGCGAUUAAAAGCUUCACUGCCGUGUCAUUUUUUGCCACAACGUUAGGAAUAAUUUCUUUAGCAAGAACUUUUUCACCUGAGAGGAAUCGUAUUGUUUUGGCAAAUGGAUAUUCAACGAAUUUUGCAUGGAGAAGUUUGCUCUCAUACAACGAUUCAUUAAGAAAUGAAGAAAUAAAAUGCAAAACCUUUCACGAUGUAAAUUUUACUGAGCGUUGCAAUUACAUCAAACAUCUUCCUGACUGCCAGACAGAUGAUGGAUUUAUCAACUACAUCAGGUUUGUCUACUGUGCGGCACCAACUCAAAAAUAUGUUAUUCCAAUAUUAUUGUUCUUGUUAUGCUGGCUAUUCUUCCUGUUUAUAUCGCUUGGUGCUACUGCUGAAGAUUUCUUUUGUCCGUCACUGAAUGUUAUCUCACGUACUCUUGGACUUAGUCAAAAUGUAGCUGGCGUUACCUUCCUUGCCUUUGGAAAUGGCGCCCCUGAUAUAUUCAGUUUGGUGGCAGCAAUCUCGGAGUCAAAAAACGGAGAUGCUGGUCUUGCAAUAGGAGCUUUAUUCGGUGCUGGAAUCUUUGUAACAACGAUGGUUGCUGGGUCCAUAGCCUGGGUCUCUACAUUCCAGAUUGCAGAACGGCCUUUUUUACGUGACGCCAUUUUCUAUAUUGCAGCUGUUUAUUGGACAUACCAUGUGCUGUGGUAUGAGACUAUCAAUCUAGCAACCUCAAUAGGAUUGCUUGGAUUGUAUGCUUUCUACGUUGUAGUUGUCAUUAUAGGCAGAAAAAUCAACCAAGCAACAAGGAAUAGAAAUUCUCCGUCGCUUACAAUUAAUGGUAAUCCUUUAGCUGACCCAACAACAUAUACUCAACCAGAAGAUUCAACUCAAGUAGAUGGACAAGAGACGAGACAACCCGCCGAUAUCAGAAAUGGACUUACAGCAACACAGAUUUUAGUUGCCUCGUCUGCUAUAGCACGGUCUGCUAGUCCACAUAUGAUAGAAGAAAACUCCCAAGUUCAUACCCAUAAUCAAGAAUCUAAUUCAGAACUGCUACGGCUUCUUGGUGGAGGAAGGAAACCUGUUGACAAGACAAUGCUACGUUUGUUUAUAGAGGGCGUGUGUCCAAUUAAUCUUGAAGAUUGGAAGGAUUUGUCUAUUCCUAAUAAAAUAUAUGAGGUUGUAAAAGCUCCAAUUCAGCUUCUACUUCUUCUAACUAUUCCAGUUGUUGACUACGAUGUUGAGAAGCAUAAUUGGAACAAGCCACUGAAUACAUUGCAUAUUAUUUUUGGACCGAUGUUGUUCAUUUUUGCAACAAAGUUGAGCAGCAAGUCAAUAAGUGGUGGGUUUGUUGCCUGGCAUUUAGUAUUGUGUAUAUGUGUUGUGAUUGCAAUUCUUGUCUUCCUAACGUCAAAGAAAGAGCAACAACCAAAGUAUCAUCCUGCAUAUGCAUAUCUUGGAUUUUUGGUGGCUGUUAUAUGGAUAUAUAGUAUAGCAAAUGAAAUUGUCAAUGUCCUGCAGAUGUAUGGAUCUGUUUUAAAAGUUAGUGAAGGAAUCCUUGGUCUUACUCUUCUAGCAUGGGGUAACAGUAUAGGAGAUCUUAUUUCUAAUACAACAAUGGCUCGACAAGGCUUUCCAAGGAUGGCGAUAUCAGCAUGUUUUGGUGGUCCCUUAUUCAAUAUGUUGGUUGGAAUAGGUAUUGCUUGUACUGUGAAAAUUGUCACAAGUGGCAAGAGUUGUUUUCAGAUCAAUCACACAAACCUGCAAGAUAUCCUCGCUCUGUUCCUGUUACUUAGUUUGUUGUCUUCGCUCUUCAUUAUGCUGGUCGCCAAGUUCAAGGCUUCGCGAGCAUACAGUGCCUUCCUCUUCUCCCUGUAUGCUUUAUUCCUAACAUUUGCUAUACUGGUUGAAACCAAUGUCAUAUCUUGGGAGUAUACAUCAUAGGAAACUUGUCAAUAACAGGCCACAAAAUCUCAUUAAUCUCGUUGCCAUUGCAUAGGUAAUGUUUAAAUCCAUAAAUGUGAUUACAAGUUAUUUAAAGUAAUCAGAUUGUGUUAUAUGGAAGAUAAAUCUAAUGCAGGAUGUAAUGAUAAUUCAAUAUAAUGAUGAAUACAUUAGGAACUCAGGUGAAGUGAAUUUUUUUGCAUAUGAUUAUGUUAAACAUCAGGCAAGUAACAGUGCUGCACAAUUUAACAUCGUACAGAUAAUGAUUACUUUCUAUCUACAAAAUACUGGGAAUUACAUUGUUCACUUGCUUACAAUAAGUGAAAAAAUUAAUGCAAUAGAAACAAUAACAAUAUUUUUUGGUGUCUGUAGUAAUCAGAAAUUGGAUUUGACCAUUGUGCUGCCCCAUUUAAACCAUCUUCCUUGGUAUCUCAUCAGUACUUUGUGUAUUAUAGCAAUAAAAAUAUGUAGUUCAUUUCCUAUAGAAAUUGAAAAUCAGGAAGAGUGAAAAACUCUAUUAAUAAACAGUAUUUGUGUUGCUGCUGAAAAUUGUCACAAAAUACUGUUGUACUGCAUGACAACCCCUUAACGAUUGCAUGUUUUAAAUGUAUAUAACUGUAUUUUCUUUUGGGCCCCAUAUCUGUAGCAUUUUUUGAUAACCCUUUAAAAUUAACAUUUCAAAUUGUGCUGCUGAAAUGAGGCCUAAAACUUGUUUUACUCAUUUUGUCUCAUAGAGACUUGGUUAUAAGGCAGCAUCCAUUCCUCUAAGUAGUUGUGAAGGGAGGAGUGAUUGAGAAUUAGUUACUAUAAGAGCUCUAGUUAAUAUUCAUAGUGAUAAGUUAUGGUAAUGCAAAUAAGAUGUUUAUUCAUCUUUAUUUCACAGUGGUAAAAGCCCCUACAACAAUGAAGCUGUGUUAUAGGGGCCCUUAAAAAGUAAUAGAGUGAAUUUACAAAUAUAUUCUUAAUAUAAAUUCAUUCCUUCACUGUGAAUAUAAAAACAAAACAAUAUAGUAGCAUCUAGCAACUUACAAAAUACAGUACUAUGACUAAGUAAUUAGUGCAAUGGUUUUGAUUCCAAACACAGUUACCAACCUGAGGGGGUGGGGGCUGGGCCCCCGGGUUUCAUUCACAUAGUUGCGACUACUAGAUUCUACUAAGUGCGUGGUUUUCUGGUUUGUUAUUACAUAACUUAACUAAUAGCAAUACAUAGUAGAGAGAUUUUUUAAAUUUUCUAUAUGAAAGAUGCAGAGUGGCAUUGAGAUUUAGUUUGACAAUCAGAUUGAGAGUGACAAUGAGGACGAAAAGAUUUAGAGUGACACAGAAUUUGGGGCUGAUGAUCAGAGUGAGAGUGACAAGUUGAGAGCAAGUGUGGGGCUGAUAGUCAGAUUUGUGAGCGACUAUUAGAUGGUGUGAGUUUGGGGAUGAUCAUCAGAUUGAGAGUAGUUGUGAGUGACAAUUAGAGAGUGAGUUUGGAGCUAAUGAUCAGAUUGAGAGUGACAAGUUGAGAGCAACAAGUUGAGAACAAGUUUAAGGCUGAUGAUCAGAUUGAGAGUAGUUGUGAGUGACAAGUUGAGAACGAGUUUGAGGCUGAUGAUCAGAUUGAGGGUGAGUUUAAGGCUGAUGGUCAGAUUGAGAGCAAGAUUAAGGCUGAUGAUCAGGUAGAGGGUGAGUUUAAGGCUGAUAAUCAGAUUGAGAGUGAGUUUGAGGCUGAUGAUCAGAUUGAGGGUGAGUUUGAGGCUGAUGAUCAAACUAAGAGUGAGUUUGAGGCUGAUGAUCACAUUGAAAGUGAACAGUUGAGAGCGAGUUUGGGGCUGUCAGAUUAAGAUAGAGAGAAAGUUUGAGGCUGAUGAUCACAUUGAGAGUGACAAUUAGAGGGUGAGUAGGGCUGAUGAACAGAAUGAUAGCGAGUUUGAAGCUGAUGAACAGAAUGAUAGCGAGUUUGAAGCUGAUGAUCAGAAUGAUAGCGAGUUUGAAGCUGAUGAACAGAAUGAUAGAGUUUGAAACUGAUGAACAGAAUGAUAGAGUUUGAAACUAAUGAACAGAA
Anneissia japonica is the source of this 4300-nucleotide messenger RNA. RefSeq names its product mitochondrial sodium/calcium exchanger protein-like. Gene Ontology annotation, biological process: intracellular calcium ion homeostasis; monoatomic cation transport; transmembrane transport. The coding region runs from base 310 to 2256 and encodes 648 amino acids. Gene Ontology annotation, cellular component: membrane. The transcript is spliced from 17 exons. NCBI's taxonomy places the organism in Eukaryota, Metazoa, Echinodermata, Crinoidea, Comatulida, Comatulidae. Gene Ontology annotation, molecular function: calcium:sodium antiporter activity. The record is from RefSeq and is a predicted model, not a curated record.